Messenger RNA from Phytophthora nicotianae INRA-310, 600 nucleotides. RefSeq lists its product as hypothetical. The coding region runs from base 1 to 600 and encodes 199 amino acids. The record is from RefSeq and is a predicted model, not a curated record. NCBI's taxonomy places the organism in Eukaryota, Oomycota, Peronosporomycetes, Peronosporales, Peronosporaceae. The transcript has a single exon.
AUGCCGAGACGUCUUUCGUGGGAGGAGAAAGCCGUCGACGUCGACGCCCCCGCUGCCGACGCCCUGCUGGAGACUUUAAAGUCAUUCGACAUUGUGAAGAGCCAGACUAUGGCUUGUACGCUUUGUGCCAGCGACGACCACAAGAUGCGGUAUCGCCUGCUCGCCUGUGCCUCUGUGGUAUGCAUCGAUGCAACUACCGACAACUGCGGCUGGAGAGGGAAGAUCGUCACGUGCCUGGAGACCGGGCACGCGUCGAUCUUCGAGUACGAUACGCAUUCGUCAACCGUUUCGUCACCGAGACGAAAGAAGCUGAGCAGCACUCAGAAGACCUAUUGCCGAGAGCUGGCCGACAACCAUCUCCGUCCGAUGCGGAUACGACACGCUCUGGCUCGUAAAUUCAGCACCUCUCUCGAGGACUUGCCACCACUGAAGACUGUACAAAACUUCGUGAACAACUACGGUCGCAAUUGCUUGGAGAAUCACGACCGCGUCGAUGAUCUGAGGGCGUGGGUACACGAGCGUGCCUAUACCGGCUCGGAGGCCAUGACAGACGCUUUUACGUUCGGUUGGCAGCUAGUAACAUGGGGAGGCCUGUCGUAG